Molecule: messenger RNA, 1470 nt
Organism: Homarus americanus (American lobster)
Lineage: Eukaryota; Metazoa; Arthropoda; Malacostraca; Decapoda; Nephropidae
Product: extensin-like
Exons: 2
Coding region: 1-1470 (489 amino acids)
Source: RefSeq, a predicted model, not a curated record
AUGAGGGCGAAGAAGCAGAGCCUCAGGAGGUCCCUCAGCCUAGCCCACGCCAUAUACCCAAUAUUCAUUCCCACGUCCUUACACUCCAAUAUUCCCACGCCCUUAACCAAUAUUCCCACGCCCACUAUAUUCACGCCCUUAUCAAUAUUCCACGUCCUUCCAAUAUUCCCACGCCCUUACCCAAUAUUCCACCUUACCCAAUAUUCCCACGCCCUUAUACAAUAUUCACACCCCUUACCCAAUAUUCCCACGCCCUUACCCAAUAUUCCACGCCCUUACCCAAUAUUCCCACGCCCUUAUCCAACAUUCCACGCCUUUACCCAAUAUUCCCACGCCCUUACCCAAUAUUCCACGCCCUACCCAAUAUUCCACGCCCUUACCCAAUAUUCCACGCCCUUAUCAACAUUCCCACGCCUUUCCAAUAUUCCCACGCCCUUACCCAAUAUUCCCGCCUUUACCCAAUAUUCCCACGCCCUUCCAAUAUUCCACGCCCUUAUCCAACAUUCCACGCCUUUACCCAAUAUUCCCGCCUUUCCAAUAUUCCCGCCCUUACCCAAUAUUCCACGCCUUUACCCAAUAUUCCCACGCUACCCAAUAUUCCACGCCCUUACCCAAUAUUCCCAUAUACCCAAUAUUCCGCCUUUACCCAAUAUUCCCACUUACCCAAUAUUCCCGCCUUUCCCAAUAUUCCCGCCUUUACCCAAUAUUCCACGCCCUUACCCAAUAUUCCACGCCUUUACCCAAUAUUCCCGCCCUACCCUAUAUUCCACGCCCUUAUCAAUAUUCCACGCCUUUACCCAAUAUUCCGCCCUCAAUAUUCCCGCCUUUACCCAAUAUUCCACGCCUUUCCUCCCACGCCCUUCCAAUAUUCCCACGCCCUUACCUAUUCCACGCUCUUACCCAAUUUCCCACGCCCUUACCCAAUAUUCCCACGCCCUUACCCAAUAUUCCCACGCUCUUACCCAAUAUUCCCACGCCCUUACCCAAUAUUCCCGCCCUUACCCAAUAUUCCCACGCUCUUACCCAAUAUUCCCACGCCCUUCCAAUAUUCCACGCUCUUACCCAAUAUUCCCGCCCUUCCAAUAUUCCACGCCUUAUCAAUAUUCCCACGCCCUUACCCAAUAUUCCCGCCCAUACCCAAUAUUCCCAGGCCCUUAUCCAAUAUUCCCGCCUUUACCCAAUAUUCCCACGCCCUUACCCAAUACUCCACGCCCUUAUCCAAUAUUCCACGCCCUUACCCUAUAUUCCCACGCCCUUACCCAAUAUUCCACGCCCUUACCCAAUAUUCCACGCCCUUAUCCAAUAUUCUCGCCUUUACCCAAUAUUCCAUUACCCAAUACUCCACGCCCUUACCCAAUACUCCCACGCCUUAUCCAAUAUUCCCACCUUACCAUUUUCGCCCUUCCCAUCAAUUACCCACCUUAUUUUACCCAACUUUCCCACAUCCACCUAUUACGCCUUACCCACUAA